AUUUUUUAAUAAUAAGAUUGUGCAUAACGGAUAACAAAAAAUAUUGCUAAUCAGAGAAAGUUCGAGCGGGAAUAUUAAAGAUGGAGUAUACAUUCUUGAUCUUCUUAAUAUUACUCAAGGGAAGAGGUUUGACACAAAUGCAGUGUGGAAAGCAACUUGAAGGAUUGCAAGGCGAAGUCACACAUCCGGAGUAUCCGGAAAAAUAUGGCUCCGAUGCAGAUUGCAGGUGGACAACAAUAGCUCGAGAGAAAGAUGACGUGAAAUUAUCAUUUGAGUUACUUGAUAUGGAAUCUGAUCGAGAGGGAAGAUGUUCAUACGAUUACGUGAGCAUAAAAUUUAGUUCAAAAGAUGGACCGGAAAAGUUUUGUGGGAUAGAAGGCCAAAGAACCGCUGAUGCAAAAAUGCAAACCGAAGGGAAAGGUCCUCUUGUCAUACGAUUUAUAACUGACGACAGCAUGGAAUUCAAGGGAUUCAAACUACGAUACGAAAUCACGCGAUAUGAUUACUGUCUCGAUGAACCGUGUAAAAACGAAGGAAGAUGUAUUUUGGAAGAGCAAGAUUCUGAAGGAUGGGUUUGUGCUUGUAUACGAGGAUGGGAAGGAAAGACUUGUGAAACAGAUAAAGACGAAUGUGCACCGGAACCCUGUCAAAAUGGAGGGAGUUGUACAACACCAGAGUUUGAUAUGUACAAAUGUGAUUGUGUACCUGGUUAUACCGGGGACAAUUGUGAGACAGAUAUCAACGAAUGCGAAUCUUCACCUUGCCAAAAUGGAGGCGAAUGUACUGAUGAGGCAAAUUCUUACGAAUGUAUUUGUGCAAACGGAUAUGUAGGAACAAAUUGUGAAACAGACAUUGAUGAAUGCGCAUCAAAUCCAUGUAAAAACGGGGGAAGAUGUAUUGAUCAAGUCGCUCGAUUUGCUUGCAGAUGUGUAGCGGGUUAUGAAGGAGAUGAUUGCAGUAUAAACAGAGAUGAUUGUGCUAGUGAUCCAUGUCAAAAUGACGGUGAUUGCAUUGAUGGAAUCGACAAAUAUUCCUGUGAUUGUGAAGAUGGCUUCGUCGGUGAUCAUUGUCAAAUAGACAUUCCGGAAUGUUCAAGCAGCCCCUGCAAGAAUGGUGCAAGGUGCUUUGAACCAAAACCAGAUGAGUAUUUCUGCGCCUGUGCACCUGGAUAUACUGGAAGAAAUUGUGAUAUUGAAUAUGAUGAAUGCUCUUCCUCACCGUGUUUAAAUAACGCAACCUGCGUUGACAAGUCAAACGGAUAUGAUUGCCAAUGUGCAAUUGGCUUCGAAGGAGAAACAUGUGAAAUCGAAAUAAACGAAUGCGAUUCUGAUCCUUGUCAAAACGGAGGAACAUGUCACGAUAAAAUCGGUAGUUUCGAAUGUGAAUGUAAAGAAGGAUUUUACGGCACUUUGUGUGAGAGCGAAACAAAUCACUGUGAAUCUAAUCCAUGUUUAAACGGAGCGACAUGUAAUUCAACCAAAACUGAAUACACUUGUCACUGUCUCGAAGGCUUCGAAGGCGAACACUGCGAAACAGAUGUUGACGAAUGUUCUUCGGGACCGUGCACGAAUGGAGGCACUUGCAAAGAUGGUAUAAAUAGGUUCGAUUGUGAGUGUACACCCGGAUACGGUGGAGUAAUGUGUGAAAUUGAACUAGACGAAUGUGACAGCGAUCCUUGUAAAAAUGAUGGAAACUGCAUUGACUAUCCCAGCAAAUUUGAAUGUAUUUGCAAGAAGGGAUAUGCUGGGGAAACGUGUGAAAUCGAUCAAACAUCCCCAUGUCUUUCAAAUCCAUGUCAAAAUGGUGGAACAUGUGAAGAAGAUAAUAGUAAAGGUUUCCGAUGCAUUUGCACUGAAAAAUACGACGGAGAUUUGUGCGACAAAGAAAAAGAAAAUGACAAUAAAACGGAUGCUGAAUGGAAAGACGACAAAGAAUGUCAUCCGUACUCUUGCUUAAACAAUGGAGUUUGUGAUCAACAUGAUGGAUACUUCACUUGUUCGUGUAAUCCAGGAUUUACUGGAAAGUAUUGCGAAACAGAUAUAAAUGAAUGUGAGUCUGAGCCAUGUCAAAACGGUGGAUCUUGCAUGGAUAGAGCAAAUGAAUAUUGGUGUAUUUGCCGAGAUGGAUUCAAAGGACUGCAAUGCCAAGACGAUUCAGAAGCAGAUUGGCAGAAAGAUUCUCAUCUUCUCGCGGCUCUUCUUCCGAGCAUUUUAUUCUUAAUUGUCAUUGGUAUUCUGGCUGCCUUGUUUAUGCUCUGGGUGCGUAAAAGAAGAUCUGCUGCUAAUAAAGUGAACAAUAUCAACGUCAAACCAAAAAAGAACAAGAAGUCAGAUCCAAAGAAAGAUCGAUCAUUCAAAAUAACUGAAAGAUCAUCUAAAAAACAGAAGAAAGACAAAACAAAUAUCAUCGACUAUGAUCCAGUCGAGCCAUACGCAGAAACGUUUCAAAUGCAAAAUCUAACAAAUGAAUAUCAGUAUCCCACGAAAUACAAAGCCCAAAGUGAUCCUCUUAUGACUGGGGUACCAGAAGGACACUUGAACCCUAGCCAGUAUUCUUCUGUACCUGGUGUAGGAAUGGUAUAUCCAACAAACCAUCCACAACUGCCUUACGGCAUUCAAAAUCGUUAUCCCCAAUAUCCUCAAACCAAUCAAGCUCAUCAUUAUGAAGACUUUCAAAAUUAUAACUCGUACAAUCCUAAUCAAUAUGAUGAAGAUACUCCUUCUAGUUACAACUACUAUGAAGAGCCAAAAGUUAAUCAUGAACCAGAGCCUUACAGGGACAAAGAGAGGAGGGAAUCUAUAAACCGACAUGAUAAAGGUAGAGAAUACAAAACACCUUACAAAAGCAAUCAACAUAGCAGAAAAUCCCACAAACACAAACAACCAAAACAUAAACCAGAAUCUGUUGAAAGUGCAAGCGAUUCUCAAGAUACAAUCAGUGAAAUUGAUCUUGAGGAUUACACAGAAUAUAAUUCGAGGAAAGAUGACGAUCAGUUGUUAUCUUUGAAUAGUGAUUUAAGUUCUCUGCAUGGUCAAAGUACGUCUCCACCUAAAGAGAAAACAUCAAAAAUUAUGGGCCCACCUCUCGUGAGAGAUGAAUAUAUCGACGGCCUUAUAAAAGAAAGAGUUAUAGGCCAAAAUCCCGUCACCAAAGAUAAAGCUGUUCGAUUUGAUUUGCCUGCAGAUCAUUGGCAAGACAGAGAUACCGAACUGCUUAAAAACGUCCCAGAAGAACACCAGCGCAAUUACAUCAAUCCAAACAUGGGAAGGAAUCAUGGGGGGAAAUAUGGAUAUCUUCCACACAAUACAGAUAAACCGAGGAAACAAGUUCAGCGUAAACGCUCUGUUACAUUCUGUGAGCCGAAAGAUUUAUCUAAAAACAAUCGAAACAAAGAGAAACCUCGAGAACGAAAGGGCAAACCUCAUCCAUCAAUAGAACGAGAGAAAACCGGAUUCUUUCCAAACAAAUCAAAAUUACAUCGUAGAAAUUCUGAUGACGACAGAAAACGACCGGAAAAGCGCAGGCAACCUGUACGAAGAAGUCAGAGUAUUGAUUCAGGAAAGGGAACACCUGUCAAAGACAACAAAUCACAUCACAGAUCUAAAGACAACUACGACAGACGGCCACCAGAAGGCGAUUCAAGUGCAAUGUCUGGUGAAAGUGAUGAUCUUCGAAAAUCUUUCCAACAGACGCCAUCUAGCUAUAACUCUUCCCCGUUUAAACUUAUUCGCCGUAAUAAUUCAUUAAAAGUUAAUGAAGGGCGAGGGUUCCGAAGAGAGGCAGCUUUUUUUCAAAAUUGAAUUGUUCAUUUUAUGUCAUCAUGAUGAAUCAAUGUUGGCUGAUCACUUGUGUGCUAAUGGCGGCAUUUCGAAUUCACAAAAGUUCCGUCUUCAUUCGUGAAUUAACUAUGUAGUUGACAACAAUGACUACCUAACCGGUGCUGUUAUUACGAGGCAGACACGAUCUCGGGGACGAAUAAUAUAAACAAUAUCGCGCAUACAUUACAUUACGUUAUGGUGCAUGGUAAAACAUAUCUUGAACAUGUCAAGUUUGCCGAUUAUUUUCAAACUGUUCGCUGGUGGUAUAGAACGGUCCGUGUCACUGACAACUAAACUAAUAACCAUUUUUAUGAUCACCAAUAAAACUAACAAUAAUAUAGCACCGACAGUGAUUUCAACAUGAGAAUUUUGUAAAGGGUUCUUAUCAUAUUCGAAUUAAUGCGCGAAAAUUAUAUCGACUUCAUGAAAAUGAUACCGUCACUUGAAUGCAACCCGAGACAGGAUAAUCCAGCAAGAGAGAAACUAGGAUUUUUUGUUCUGAAAUGAGCAUUUUAUUUUUGCUGUCAAAGAUUUGGAACAACGUUUGGCGUUUUUUUAUGGGGUUGUAAACAUUUUUUAAUUUACUUUUCGAUUUAUUUUAUUAAUAUUUAUCAGGUCAUGUGUAAAAUACGACUCAGUUUCGUGAAAU
Molecule: messenger RNA, 4467 nt
Organism: Styela clava
Lineage: Eukaryota; Metazoa; Chordata; Ascidiacea; Stolidobranchia; Styelidae
Molecular function (GO): calcium ion binding
Source: RefSeq, a predicted model, not a curated record